UUCUCUUGCCCUGAAUGGCAAGCCGGACCUUGGAGUGCAUGUUCUGAGAAAUGUGGUGAUGCAUAUCAGUAUCGUUCGGUGACGUGUCGAAGUGAGAAGGAAGGAGAGGAAGGCAAAUUGCUACCUGCUGAAGCUUGUGGUGAUCUUGUGGUUGAGAAUCGACGUAGUUGUAAUUUGGGACCUUGUGAGGGAUUAACAUUCACCACUUCUGAGUGGAAUUUGUGCCAAAAAUGCAACGAUACGGAAGAGACACGCAAUGUGACAUGCAAAGACCCAACUGGUCGAGUGUAUCCACUGGAGAAAUGUCUCAACGACAAUACCACCGAAAUACCGAUUGAUACUCGAUCAUGCGCAACACCACCUCCAUGCGUUUACGAAUGGCAUUCAUCUGAAUGGUCAAAAUGUAGUACGGAAUGCGGGCAUGGUCAUCAAGAUCGACGAGUUGUUUGCGCAAUACACGAACUCGGCGAUCUAACGGUUGUGGAUGAAUCGCAUUGUGUUGAAGAUAGAAAGCCACCAAAAACCAAGAAUUGUACGAAUGAAGAAAAAUGCAACGGAACUUAUUAUAUGGGUCCAUGGACACAGUGUACAUCUGAGUGA
This is a messenger RNA of Anisakis simplex (herring worm), 600 nucleotides long. NCBI's taxonomy places the organism in Eukaryota, Metazoa, Nematoda, Chromadorea, Rhabditida, Anisakidae. The record is from the annotation of a GenBank genome assembly.